AUGUAUAUCGAGGAAGUGCUCAAGUCGUGGAAGGCCCUGGACCCUCGGGUGACAGAAGAAGACAAAGUUGGUCAUCUUCUAAAAGGGAUCGCGGAGGAUGUAUACCAGUUCCUUAUAGCGAAAGACAGUCUGGAGUCUUCUGUUGUGCUACCCAGCGGUAUGCGACUUGCCUCGUUUGAAGCGGAUACCAGCCUCAACAUAGACGCCUUAAGUAAUGACCCCUCGCUCAAAGGCCGAGCGCAUGAAACUGGCCCUGGUGUCCAUGAAGACUCGUCAUCGUUUCUGAAUAUGGUCAACAAGGCACUGCCGUCCGAGAAGCGUCAAGCCCUGCUGGCUCGCGUCAACACUGAAGCAAGGCAGCAGGACCGCAAGCUCUACUAUGAUGCCUCUCAUCGCGCCGUGUCCUUCAGCUCUGGCGAUGAAGAGCUGCUUCAUACGCCCAUUCGCACUCCUGUUGGUGCAGGUUCCGCAGGAUGCGCUCUGGCCAAUCGUCUCACUGCUGAUGGCAGCAACACCGUGUUACUUCUCGAAGCUGGGGGCCUCGAGGACGCAGCCGUGCAGGUUCCGCUUUUCUCGGCUGUUUUGCAGGGAACUAACAUUGACUGGGACUACAGGAGCGAACGGCAACACAACGCCAGCUUGUCCGUCGAUGACCAGAUUAACAGAUUCCCGCGUGGCAAAGUGUUGGGUGGCUCGAGCUCGAUCAACCAUAUUAUUUACGCUCGGGGAAACCGCAAAGACUACGAUAAUUGGGUAUCCCGGUAUGGCGCCGAGGGCUGGUCUUUCAACGACUUGCUGCCGGAUUUCAUCAGUAUUGAAACAUCUUACUUAGGCAUCGACAAUGGCUAUCAUGGCGACACUGGAGAAGUACCGGUCAGUUUCCCCAGCUCACACACAAAGGCUAGUGACUUGUUCUUAGAGGCCGGCCGGGAACUUGGUUACAACAACGACGACUAUAACGGGCCAAACCAGACAAGCUUUUCCCGCGUACAAAAUAACAUCAAGAAUGGAGAGCGCUGGAGCUCAAGCAAAUCAUUUAUCACCAAUGACGUUCGCCGAAGGAAGAACUUUGACGUCGCACUUUACGCGCAUGUGACCAAGGUUAUUUUUGAAGGCAUGGACGCUGUGGGCGUGGAGUACAAACGGUACCUCGGAACACAUACCGUCCGGGCAAAGAAAGAAGUCAUACUCUGCGCUGGAGCCAUUGCUUCUGCACAGCUGCUGAUGCUAUCUGGCAUUGGCCCUCGCGACCAUCUCCAGUCACUGGGGAUAAACGUUAUUGCUGACCUUCCUGUUGGCGAAAAUCUAUACGAUCACGUGACUGUGAACGGAAUCGCUGCAUCCUCGGCAGAGAAUAUAGAAAUUAACUACUACUUGCCAUCUACAGUGCCAAAAUACUCACUCUUCAGAACAGGCUCCAAGAUUGCCGUGCAGACGCUGACUACGCAGGCCAUGAAGAAUGGCAACGUCACCAUUUGGGAUGUCGCCCUGCCUGCGUUUCUUGGCGAUUCCCCUCUUCACAAGCUUUGA
This is a messenger RNA of Rhipicephalus sanguineus (brown dog tick), 1530 nucleotides long. RefSeq names its product oxygen-dependent choline dehydrogenase-like. Bases 1 to 1530 code for a protein of 509 amino acids. Gene Ontology annotation, molecular function: flavin adenine dinucleotide binding; oxidoreductase activity, acting on CH-OH group of donors. The record is from RefSeq and is a predicted model, not a curated record. The transcript is spliced from 11 exons. NCBI's taxonomy places the organism in Eukaryota, Metazoa, Arthropoda, Arachnida, Ixodida, Ixodidae.